AUGGAAGGUCGGCAUUCUGUUAUUUGGAUCAAAGCAGUUACUUUAAUUAGUAUUUUGCUGAUGAACACACACAAAGCAGAUAUAACCCUAAAAGAAGUAGAGUUGACCCACAAAUUUGAAAUUGCAACAGACUCACAUAGUGCGAAGAUAAACCCAGAUGGGCCUCUUAACUUCUUGAGGGGAUACAUCUACCAGAAAAUGGAGUGCAUGCACAAUAAAAGAUUUUUCGCCCCGCAAAUUAAUACAAAGUACAGCUUAGAGGAAGGGAAAUAUAAAAUCCAAACAAUUACACGAACUGUCUAUAAAUACCUUCGAGAUACGCAAAGUGACAAAGCAUACAAAGCACUACCAGAGAAUAAGAUGGAUGACUACACUGAAAAGUACCAUAACCAUCUGAUUGAUCUAUUUCCAUCUCCUACGGGUGACAUAACAAUAGAGACACGAGGGAAUCAGUCCUUCGUUCAAUUUCUCAGAGCAGAGACAACAAAGGAGCGUGCAUUGCAGAUUCUUGCUAUGCUGCUGCUUUUCUCAGAGGGAGUGAAUAUUCCCAUUGACGUUAACAAUAAGGAACUGAAGGUGUAUGAAACAAACAAAAAAGACAAAAUAUACUUCACAGUGUCUAUGGUAAUCCCAUGGUUCAAUAGAGAAGAAAAUGAAACAAAAAGAUUUGAACAGAAGAAGGUUAAGCAAAUGAUCAAAUUCUUCCAGAAGAGUGCAAAUAAUCCUGAAGUACUUAGUAUGAUGGAGGACAAGUGUUCACUGAGUGAAAUUAAAAAAGGGAAGUUCAUGGACAGUCUUAAGUUUCUGAUUCAGUCGUACAUCUUCGGGUUCAUAGACAGUGCAGACCGUGCAACUGAGCUUAUUCAAGCAGUGUACGCUAUGACACAGAAAUAUGCUCCAAAGACAGAAGCACCCAGUAAGAAUGACUGUGUAUACGACAGACUGUUUAAGACUACUAAUACCGCAAUAGGUACAGAGUGCAUGAAUCUAAUGAAAGAAUCUCAAGAUAUUUUAAAUACAUAUAGAGUAUUCCCAUUCCUAAACAGCACAGAAGUACCUGCAUAUAAAUCUGUUCCUAAGUACAACCGGGAAGCUAAGGUGUUUUCUACUAACCGACUGGAAGAUUACAGCAACUGUGUGGAAAGUAUGAUUCUUUCUCUUUUUUGCUGCCUAACGUAUGAUCCAUCUGAUAUUACAUACAGAACUGACCACAUGGAGCAUGUCACUGAAGAACUUGAAGACUUCUUCUCUUUGGACAACCAGCCAUUUGACACAACAAAGGGUAACUUUCAGAAUGAGUGGUGCAAAGUUGUUGCUGACCUAAAAGAUCCUAAUAUUGCAUACUGCAAUGGUAGAAAUGAGAUAGAUUGUGGUCUUAUAAAUAUGCUCUUGGUUAUUGCUGAAGUGAUAAAUGCUUCAAGGAAAGAAAAGGAGAAAAUACUUGGCUUCUCAAGGGAUUUGAAGGAGAAAAAUGGUGAGUUAGAUGGAGACUUACUUGAUAGGAUUGAAGCAUACACUGAAGUACUGCUUACGCACCUAGCAAGAACAGAAAAUGUACAAAUAAUGUUUUCUGAGCUUAAAGGUGAAAAGUAUCAGAAUGGAAGAUAUGAUAUAUCUGGAGAGAUUACUAUGACAUUUGAGCAUAGCUCUAUUAAGAAUACUAUAGUAUUAGGAAUAUCUGAAGGACACGGUAGUAUUGAGAUGCAGCCUACAGUUAUAGGAUUCAAGGAUGAACGAAUGGAGAAACUGAAUGAAAUAUCAGACAGUUGUAGAAAUGUGACAGGAUUUGUUGAAAACCUGUUUGUUUUAUACGUUAAUUAUGAAAUGCGAAAGAUUGGCGAUCCUGAAGAUAGCAAAAAAUUCAUGAAGGAACAGGUGCGAGAAACCAUUCAGAAUAACUUCACAGACAUAAAUAGACUACUUCUUGUGAGAAAAAUCAAUGAGUUAUACUAUAAGAUCUGCUUAGUCACUUGCUGCAUCGUAUACACUAUGGAUCAAACUCUAUCCCCAGAGCAUCCUAUUAUUCGUUUUACGUCUAACAUAAUAGGAAGCACAGAACUAGAUAAUCUGAAUAUUCAAUCUGAAAUACUUUCAGCAAUUACGUUUGCAGGGAUGCAUAUUAAAAACAGCAGCAGUUUCAACUAUCCCAAUAUAAAACUCUCAGAGAAACGCUAUAUUUGUAUAGGUUCUAGCGUAUCUUCCGGUUUCUUCGCUAAUUACGUACUAGAGUGUGGUAUAGAUGUUCUCAUAAAAUGGAUUAAAUUCUAUAUAGAUAAUGUUUAUACUGAAUAUAACAUAGGUCUUACUUUAUUACUAGACCCUUUAGUGAAUAAAAGGAUUUGUCAGCACAUAUUCAAAGAUGGAACUAUGAAGUAUUCGAAUAUAAUUGACAAUCUCAUAAUCCAAAAGAAUGAUGAAAAGGAAGGCAUAAUGCUAAGCACGAUACACUUCGUAUGGACUACAUAUCUCUGUGUUGAGGAAACCAUAAAUGUAGAGCUGAUUAAGGCCAACUUAGAUGCAAUUAAAGAAAUUCAGUUCAUUUUAAAGAAAUGCAUUUGGUAUGUUGAGGGCAUUUCUGUAUACGAACAAGCUAUUCAAACUCUUAGCGAGUUUAAGGAUCAGCUAUGUAAAAAUGAAGAUGAUAUUACCAAGCUUAACUUAGUUAUAGAAAAACUUACUUCUAUUACUUCAUGA
This is a messenger RNA of Nematocida ausubeli, 2694 nucleotides long. RefSeq lists its product as uncharacterized. Bases 1 to 2694 code for a protein of 897 amino acids. The transcript has a single exon. NCBI's taxonomy places the organism in Eukaryota, Fungi, Microsporidia. The record is from RefSeq and is a predicted model, not a curated record.